Chara braunii is the source of this 479-nucleotide messenger RNA. NCBI's taxonomy places the organism in Eukaryota, Viridiplantae, Streptophyta, Charophyceae, Charales, Characeae. The record is from the annotation of a GenBank genome assembly.
GCAGAGAGGCCCAUGGUCUUCAAUCAGGAGGUGACUUUGUUUCUUUUUUGGCUAAAGCGUGUUCUUUUUGGGGGGGAGGGCACAUGAAUGGCAGAGGAGGAAGCAGGAAGGGUUGGAAUGGCACAAGAUGAAGGAGGAGAAGACAUGCCAGAGGAGGAGGAGGUGCAGGAGCAGGAGGACGAGGGAGAGGAGGAGGAGGAGGAACUGGAGGUGGCAGAGGAGAACACGACACAGGAGAGGGUGCUUGCCAAGGAGGAGGAUAGGGGAACGGGGUGGAGAGGAGGUGGCAGAGGACGAUGUGGAGAAGGAAGUGAUGGAGGAAGACGAAGAGGAGGGGGAGGUGGUGAAGGAGGACGAAGAGGGGGGGGGGAGGUGUGCUCCGAGGGUGAUGCCGCGGCAGGCAACCGAUCGUUCAAUUAGAGGGGAUAGCUUAGCCCUUUGUAUUCUUAUGUCCAAACAGGAUGUGAACUCUGGCCUGA